AAGAGGAAGGAAAAAGCAUCAGCCAUGAAGUAAGAGCGUGUGUCCCUCCCAAAGCCGAAAAGCGGCGAAGAAGAACAAAACAAACCGAACAUUGCUUGUCUCCUCAAUCUCUCCAAAGUCCAAUUCAAACACUGCCACUCUUUUUAAGAUUCUUUUACAUCUUCCAUAACCUUAAUUUAUUAAACCCUCUAAUUUCUCUCUCUCUCUCUCACAUUCUUCACUUACCAAACUAACCCAACAUGGCUCUUCUUCACAAAAUCGUAUCUUUCACUCCAAAUCAUCAUUUUUUCAUCAACAAACGCCACCCCAUUUCUUCAAUCAACUCCAUAACUCCUUCUACUUCACCUUUCACUGAAAAACACUCAACAGAAAGAUACCAAAGAGACCAAUGGGUUUACCAGAACACUACUAGUACUACAUCAUGUAAUCACAACCCUUUUGGUGAUUCAAUUGGUUCAAUAAGAGAAGAUGAUAUAGCUUUACAGCUUCCUGAGCUGAAAAAGCUUGUUCAAGUAUUGAAGGAAAAGAGGGCAAGUGAAGGGAAAUGUAGUGAAGGGAAAUGUGUUCCUGGUGAUGUUUUUUUGGUUGGAACAGGACCUGGUGAUCCUGAAUUGUUGACUCUUAAAGCUGUUAGAGUUAUUAAAAGUGCUGAUUUGUUGUUGUAUGAUAGAUUGGUUUCUAAUGAUGUUUUGGAUUUGGUUUCUAAUGAUGCUAAACUUCUUUAUGUUGGAAAAACUGCUGGGUACCAUAGUAGAACUCAGGAGGAGAUACAUGAACUUCUUUUGAAUUUUGCAGAAGCUGGAGCUACUGUUGUGAGACUUAAAGGAGGUGAUCCAUUGGUCUUUGGGAGGGGUGGUGAAGAAAUGGAUUUUUUGCAACAGCAAGGUAUCCAUGUUAAAGUUAUUCCAGGUAUAACUGCAGCAUCUGGAAUAGCUGCAGAGCUAGGGAUUCCAUUAACUCACCGCGGUAUUGCAAAUAGCGUUAGAUUCCUCACAGGGCAUUCAAGGAAAGGAGGAACCGAUCCUUUAUUUGUAUCAGAAAAUGCAGCUGAUCCUGAUUCUACCUUGGUGGUUUAUAUGGGUCUGUCAACCUUCCCUUCCCUUUCGCAGAAGCUAAUGCAUCAUGGUUUGUCGCCUCAGACACCAGCUGUAGCCAUUGAGCGAGGGACCACAAUUCAACAGCGCACGGUGUUUGCAGAACUUAAGGACCUUCCAGAGAAAAUUGCAUCUACUGGGUUGGAGUCACCAACACUACUAAUAAUAGGAAAAGUUGUCGAGUUAUCACCAUUUUGGCCAAUUCCUACAAAACAAGAAUCAUGUUUAAUGCAAGCAUGAUGAGUUUUUUGUGAAACAUUAUUACUGCGAUGCUUGUGAAGAUGAAAGAUACCCUUUGCAUACAAAAGGGUUUAAGGUCCAUGUAAUUUGGUGUAUUUUCUGAUGUUUAAAGAAAAAAAUCAAGAACUUCUGCACUUGGAUUGCGGUUUCUAUUGAAUUGUUAGGUUUGCGCAGAAGUAUUUCGGAACAAAUUUUGAUUCAACAUGUUCUAGAUUGGGAAUAAAGUGAGAUGCACAGAUUUUACUCAUUUUUUGACCGAGGAACAAAAUAAUUCAAGUGUUGCUGAGGCCACAGUUACCUGCAUUUGUUGACUUUCCAUAGUGAUUAGAUGAAAACUUUAGCCAUAAGCUAUUUAGGAUCAUAUUUAACAGAGAAAUAUGGAGUUUAGUUUGAAUAUUUGACUUCAUAGUUCAAUUUAUCAAUGUUGUUACGUGCUAGUUAGAAUUCGAAGAUGCUCCUUCUUUCGACAUUCAUUUGGUAUUGUCACUAGCUAGUUGAGCAUAUUGUAAUGAUUUCAAAUUGUGAUUGCAGUUGAACAUGUAAUUACUGUCAUCAAUUCACUUUGUGGAACUUAUGGUAUGUAGAAUUUCAA
Trifolium pratense (red clover) is the source of this 1926-nucleotide messenger RNA. RefSeq names its product S-adenosyl-L-methionine-dependent uroporphyrinogen III methyltransferase, chloroplastic. Gene Ontology annotation, molecular function: uroporphyrin-III C-methyltransferase activity. The transcript has 6 exons. The record is from RefSeq and is a predicted model, not a curated record. Gene Ontology annotation, biological process: siroheme biosynthetic process. NCBI's taxonomy places the organism in Eukaryota, Viridiplantae, Streptophyta, Magnoliopsida, Fabales, Fabaceae. The coding region runs from base 240 to 1334 and encodes 364 amino acids.